UAUUUUAUGAUGAUGACUGUUAAUAUAUGCUAAUUUGUUUUCCACAGGUAAUUCAGAAACUCCUGUAUUUGACGAAAAGAAUAAGGAUCAUUGGAACAUGCAAGCACAAUGGAUAUUACAAACAAAGUUAUCCAAUAACUUAAACACGAAAGUAGCAAAGAACGUGAUCCUGUUCCUUGGAGACGGGAUGAGUAUCACCACCCUGGCUGCCACCAGGGUGUACCUGGGUCAGAAGUAUGGACAUCUGGGUGAAGAACUUAAGCUGAGCUUCGAAGCAUUUCCUUAUACGGGUUUAUCUAAGACUUACUGCGUAGAUAAUAACGUCGCAGAUUCUGCGUGCAGUGGUACUGCCUACCUCUCAGGGGUAAAGGCCAACAGUGGGACUGUGGGACUCAGUGCGGCUGUCAGACGUGGGGAUUGUAAGGGACAGAGAGACGGCCUGCAUUCUGUUACUGGUCUUAUGGACUGGGCCCAAAAAGCUGGGAAAGGAACCGGCCUUGUAACCACAACGAGAGUGACACAUGCUACUCCAGCGGCAGCAUACGCUCACUCAGCAGACAGGAGAUGGGAGACUGAUACUGAUCUGCCGAAGAAAGGACUUCGCUGUGAGGAUAUCGCUACCCAGAUGGUGAAGGGACAAGUUGGCAGUAAAAUUGAUGUCAUACUGGGAGGAGGGCGCAGAAACUUCUUCCCUAAAACUCAAACUGAUCCUGAAGGGUACCGUGGCUACAGAAGUGAUGGCGUAGACCUCAUAAGAGAGUGGAAAAAACGGAAGGAGGCCCUGGGAGUCUUUCCUAGAUUUGUGUACAAUAAAGAAGGACUAUUGAAAUUAGAUGAUUCCCUAUAUCACAGCGUCUUAGGUCUAUUUUCCCCUGACCAUAUGCCCUAUCAUUUGGAAGCGGGCGAUGAUGACCCAACUCUAACUGAAAUGACCCAGAAAGCUAUACUAAUGCUGAAGAAGAAGAAGAAUGGGUUUUUCUUGUUUGUUGAAGGAGGAAGAAUAGACACAGCUCACCAUGAGACUAAAGCACGUAAAGCGCUCGAUGAGACCGCUGAAUUUGCUAAAGCGGUUGAAGCGGCUUUAAGACUAGUGGACUUACAAGAGACACUGGUCGUAGUAACUUCUGACCAUAGCCAUACUAUGACGUAUAGUGGAUAUAGUAAGAGAGGCUCUGACAUCUUAGGACUGGUUAAUAAGAAUAAUGCAUCUGAUAAUUUGCCGUAUGCUACCCUGAGUUAUGCCAAUGGACCAGGGUACAAGGAGGCUGGCAGGUUCCACCGGUUCAAUCUAGCGAAGGAUGACUUCAAUGACGUAAACUACACAUACCCGUCUUUAGUGCCGAUAAAUCGGGAGACUCAUGGAGGAGAAGAUGUCGCAGUCUUCGCAAGAGGACCCUGGUCACAUCUUUUCACAGGCAGUUUUGAGCAAAAUUUUCUACCUCAUGCCAUAGCAUACGCCUCAUGUAUAGGCCCUGGACUCACUACCUGUAAAUCAAAAUCCAGAUCACCAUAA
Molecule: messenger RNA, 1513 nt
Organism: Spodoptera littoralis (African cotton leafworm)
Lineage: Eukaryota; Metazoa; Arthropoda; Insecta; Lepidoptera; Noctuidae
Source: the annotation of a GenBank genome assembly